This is a messenger RNA of Paramisgurnus dabryanus, 4483 nucleotides long. RefSeq names its product leptin receptor (gene lepr). NCBI's taxonomy places the organism in Eukaryota, Metazoa, Chordata, Actinopteri, Cypriniformes, Cobitidae. Gene Ontology annotation, molecular function: cytokine receptor activity; protein binding. The record is from RefSeq and is a predicted model, not a curated record. Gene Ontology annotation, cellular component: external side of plasma membrane. Gene Ontology annotation, biological process: cytokine-mediated signaling pathway.
ACGCCCUCCGCUGGGAAACUCAGCUCAGCAGCAAGCAACGGUCGAUGCGAGAAAGCCGUUUCAACCCACACAACAGCUCUGGAAACACUGAGAAGGUCAUACGCAUCUCCUGCAUAACGACUGCAGACAUUCUCCACUACAUGAGGAAGAGCUUAACUUUUUCCUCCAGAUCCGGGUCUUUGCCCUAAUUUUUGAGUGGAGGAUUUGACACGUAAGACUUUGCCAAUAUAGUUUGAUCAAAUCUGCGGAGAGUCAGAAGUGCGUGAGCUCAGGUGUGAAAUUCUGCGGAUAUUUCACAUCCAAUGGUGCCAGUUACAGCGGAUCUCAGGGAGCAGUAACUGUUAACGUUAGCCUAAUAGCGACUUCAUCACUUCUUCAACAAGAGCAAUGAUGUCCAGAAUCAAGUAAAAUUAUGUCUCUGUUUAUCAUGCUUACACUUCUGGUGAAUUUCGUUAUCAUUUCCAGAGGCUUUGCUGCUUUGAUUCCCAGUGAUGGCAAGGCUGGGGUUUAUGAAGACCUGAAGUGGACGGCUCUGCUAUGUUGUCAGAUGCCCUUAGAUCAGAGAGUGGGCAGUGAACUAUCUGUCACCAGCGGUCUUUUGGAACAUUCAUCCACAGAACGGUGCCAACUGCUAAAUGCUUCAAGACCUGAACCCUCCAGUAAAUUACUCACCCUUUCUGGAAACUGUUUGGACAUCUUGUGCAUGUUUGAAGGUGAAUGGUCAAAUCUGAUUUGCAGUGCAAAGAGCCAUAAAGCAGCAGUCCCAGCCGUUAACCCACAACAAUUAGUUUUGGAGAUGGGUGUACUUUCAAAUGCAACAAACCAUACUACUCAGUGUGCUGGGGAAGAUACCGCCACAUGCUCUAUUCCUCUUCAUGGAAAUGAUGCAACUGUUUCGCUGUCCAUCGGUUUAUCUGUGAAUGGCACUACUGCGCUCUCACCAAAAUUGCUGAUCAACACACAUCAUCUACGUACACCAGACCCGCCAGUCAAUCUACAUUACAAUGUAACUACUGAGGGUGAGGUGAUAUUUCGAUGGAGCGGUACGCAACCUUACAGUGAUACAAUCCGCUAUGAGGUCCGAUACUCAUCUAACUCUUCAAUUCAUCAGUGGGAGAUGGUGAAGGUCAGAGGUCACUCGUGGGUGGCUCUGAAUGAACUAAGUUCUGGGAUCAGAUACAUGGUUCAAGUGCGAUGCCAAAACGACUUAAACUACUGGAGUGAAUGGAGUCAACCUUUCUAUUUCACCCUUGAUGUGAGUUACAUCCCUGCUGAGGUCUUCACAACACCUGGCUCGAAUGUAACUGUUUACGCCGUUUUCCACAAUCGCAGCUGGAGUGCCAGCAAAGCUGUGUGGAUGCUGAACGGGCAGGUGAAGAUUCCGGAAAGCCAGUACAUGGUCAUCAACGAGCGUGUUAGCGCGGUCACGCUGCAGGCAACCAGCCCAGGGUUCGACUCUUUGAUGUGUUGCCACCCGUGGGGAGAGAGGUUCAAGUGCACCAUUGCCUAUGCCAAAAUGUACACGGAAGGGAGGUUUAAUGCAGAUAUUUCCUGCCAGAGCAAGAAUUCAAGGGUUGACACAAUGACCUGUGAGUGGAAUAAGAGUGCCUGGGCAGAGGUCAGGUUCCUUUACAGACAAUAUAAUUCGAUGUGCGAAGAUGUAUUAAAGAUGGAGAGCAUUGAAGAUGGUGAAGAAUCCCUGUCUUCGGUUAAGGAAUGUCCUUAUGGAGCAGGGGACCACAGGGAGUGCACUUUAAGCGACCUGAGCUUGUUCUCUUGCUACAAAAUCUGGCUAGAGGUGGAAGGGGGGCGUGGCAAAGUGAGGUCAUUUCCUGUAUAUGUUGCACCUAUUGACUACGUUAAACCAUCUCCUCCCUCAGAUUUGGAAGCAAUCACUUUGCCCAAUAAGACACUAAAUGUAAGGUGGAGACGGCCUCUUUUACCUGUAUAUGAUAUGCAGUAUGAGCUGCGCUUUAUAGCUCUCCGUGGGAUGGCUAAUAUGCAAUGGGAGGUUAUCGGUCCUUUCUUGGAACCUCAGGCAGAAAUUCUACUUGAGAAAUCGUGUGUUCAGUUUAAAGUAGAGGUUCGCUGUAAAAGACUAAAUGGAUCCGGUUUCUGGAGUGACUGGAGCAAGAGUCAGCCUUCGGUUGUUUACAAUAGAAAAGCACCAGAAAUGGGACCAGACUUCUGGCGAAUCAUUCAAGAGGACCCUGUGAGGAAUGUGACAAACGUCACGCUGAUCUUCAAGUCGGCCCGGGCAGGAGAUCCAAACAGUUGUGUGGAGGGAAUGGUGAUCGUACACCAGGUUGCGGGAGGAGCCGCAUGGUCAAACGAAACAUCUAUAGUCCCAUUCCACUCGUUCCAGUGGAGGCGGGAAACUCACACGGUUACCGUCAUGUCUCGCAACUCUUUGGGCGUCUCUACAUGGAAUAGCAACAUCACGCUAUCACGUCGACCCAAACGACGUUCUGUACGGUCGUUCAGCGCAGGGGCUAAUGCUAGCUGCGUGUAUCUCUCAUGGACGCUGUUAUCUGAUCAACCCCGGCCUCAGUCUUUUGUCAUCCAAUGGCUAGACCUGAACAAAGACCCUGAACAGAACCGGUCACUAACUGAGAGAAUGCAGUGGGUCAGAGUUCAGUCCGCCGCAAGAGAUCUCUCUCUUUGCCAACGGUUCUAUGGCUCGGAGGAGUUCACCUUGUAUCCAGUUUUUGUGGAGGGUGAAGGGGAAUCGGUACGAUGCACAGCUACAAGGGGAGACCCUGCAGCCUACAUGCUCCUAAUGAUCAUUGCCUUCCUGUCUAUAGUCCUGUUCAUCACACUUAUGAUGUCUCAAAACCAAAUGAAAAAACUAAUGUGGAAGGACAUACCAAACCCAAACAACUGCUCUUGGGCCAAAGGAAUGGAUUUUAGGCAGAUUGACACCAUGGAAAACUUGUUCCCUCACCCAGAAGGUCUCACUGCUUGUCCUCUGCUGCUGGUCUCUGAGAGUAUCUGUGAAGUGGAGAUCAUUGAGAAACCUCAUCCUCUUUUACUAAGAUGUGAAAAAGACAAUGACAAUCUCCUUUACAACUCUGUAGACAUCAAAAGGACAACCACCGACUCUUCAGAACCCUUAUCUCUGGAGGCCUCCACUGCCGCCGCUACGCCAGAAACAUCAGGCCAGUCCUCGGUAAUAUACUCCAACGUUCUCAUCUCCGAUCAGCCUGGUCUUCUUCGAAAACAGCAGGAGAGUCUGAGCAGCUCCAGCGAUGAGGGCAACUUCUCUGCCAACAACUCGGAUAUUUCCGGUUCCUUCCCUGGAGGACUCUGGGACCUAGAGAACCAAGUUUGCUCUGACGGCACCAAUCGCCAUUCCAGUUCCUACAAUUCUGUAGAAGAGCUCUCAGAAACCUCAGAACAAGAGUAUGAAGCUUCAGGUGUAGCCAAAAACCUUUACUACCUUGAAGUGAACGGAAAUGAGGUGGAGGAAGAAGAGAUGAUGGAUGACAAAUCGGAGAGCGAAGAAGCACAGGAUAAGAAUGCAGAAUUCCAGCUUUGCAAAGCAGAUACUAAGCUUCUUUUGGAAGACAGUAAUCACAGCAUUCCUCUUUAUCUGCCUCAGUUUCGAACUGAACACAUCAAUCCACCGUGAAAUAACGAAGUGAACAGUGCCCCCUAGUGGUAACUUGGGAUCAUGUUUUUUCUGGAGGUAAAUUAUGAAAAUGCCUCGUUAUUAACAACCACAACCCUGAUCUGACAUUUUUAUUCAUUCUGAGCACAACCAGACCAUUAAAUUCAUGUUUUGCUCACUGCCAAUCCAGUGUUACAAACCGUGUUUCAAAGGACUUGAUCUGCUUGACUCGCCCCUAAUUUUUAAUGCCUUUGAAGGGUCGAGUUGUUAAGGGAAUCUAAGCACUCUGAAUGUCUCACCGAUAGGUUGAUGAUCAGCCUGUCAUUGCUGGAACUCGCUGCUUUGCGACUUUAUCGCAAGGAAUCUUUUAUACACGUUUGAAGGUUGAAGUGAAAUCCUGAAAAGACCACAUUUACAGGAAGUAAGUGCUUUAAUACAAAAGUUCAAAGUAAGAAGGACUUUAUUUUCUCUAACAGUGUGGCAUCGUGUACACUGGUCACAGCUUUAGUGGCUGUUGUGCGUUUUAGUUGCUUCAUAAAGUGCCGUAUAAAGUUCAGUGUUUCAUACGUGAAGGGGCUUCAUUCAUCCUUAUUGCAGCUUUGUGAAGGUCUGGCUCUUAAUGCCCGCUUUUACGUACAGUACAUUGAGCUUAAUCAUUCAAUAUGAAUGUAUAUUUUCUCAGUGAGGUCAAUGUUCUUAAAAAAAACUCAAAUAUUUUGAGUAUAAAAUGUCACUUAUUUUCAGUGUCUGAUUUUUUCUUAUGAAAUAAGGGUUGAAUGUAACUGUCAGUGAAUGUGGUUAUAUACGUAUCAGGAAGAAUGUAUACGUGUAUUUUUGUCUAUUUUUCUGGUCAGAAUAAACUAUUUAUUGCAA